Patiria miniata (bat star) is the source of this 2336-nucleotide messenger RNA. Its product is annotated as betaine--homocysteine S-methyltransferase 1-like. The record is from RefSeq and is a predicted model, not a curated record. NCBI's taxonomy places the organism in Eukaryota, Metazoa, Echinodermata, Asteroidea, Valvatida, Asterinidae. Gene Ontology annotation, molecular function: zinc ion binding; methyltransferase activity. The coding region runs from base 238 to 1305 and encodes 355 amino acids. The transcript has 7 exons.
CCAAGAAAACAGUGGUCUUUUUCAUUUAAUAGUACAUGUAGGACUGUGUUUUUGAAGAUAAAGUGGAUGUGGCUGCAGAUAAAGCGACAGGACAGGUUCCAGUCUAAUUCAAGAUCAGUGAUCAAAGUCCAUGGCCAUGGUUAAUGUACAAAUCCAACAAGUGGUCGCGGUUUCCAACACAAACUAUAUCAGCCUUCAUUCAUCAGGCAGAGAAUUGAACUACAGGACGGAAGAAUCAUGCCUGGCAAAGUCAAAGGACUGAUGGAUCGUCUUCAUGACGGCGAAUCAGUGGUCAUCGCGGAGGGAUAUUUGCACCUCUUUGAGCGACGCGGUUACUUGCAGGCUGGUGCCUAUGUACCCGAGGUGGUACUGGAAUAUCCCGAGAUGGUUCGCCUACAAUAUGAAGAGUUUUACCGGGCAGGGAGUGAUGUGGUUUUAGCCUUUACGUACUACGCCCAUCGUGAGAAAGUAUCGCUGAUCGAUCGCGAGGCAGACCUGGAAAAGAUGAACCGUACAGCACUGCGCAUGGCCAGGGAAGUCGCGGAUAAAACUGGAUCUCUCAUGGCCGGCAACAUCUGUAACAGCAACAUCUACGUUCCUAAUGAUCCGGACAUUACUGCCAAGAUUAAGAGCAUGUUUAAGGAACAGAUCGAAUGGGCCGUAGAAGAAGGUGCUGAUUUUAUUCUUGCUGAGACAUUCAGCGAUUUGGGAGAGGCAUUGUUGGCGCUGGAAGCAGUCAAAACAUACGGGAAAGGCCUGCCUGUCGUCGUCACCAUGGCAUGGCACAAGAACGAAGUCAACGGUCGGCCAGCCACGAUUGACGGUGUGGAAAUCUGCGAGACGUUUAAGCAACUGGAGGCAGCUGGAGCUGAUGUGCUUGGCCUGAACUGCGCCCGCGGUCCCACCACGAUGCUCCCGCUGAUGGAGGAGGUCAAGAAAUGCAUCAAGACGCCGUUGGCUGCCAUUCCAGUUCCAUAUCGAACGACUAAAGCGGAGCCCAACUUCCAGUCUCUGACUGAUCCGUUGUCUGGCAAGCGUCUGUUCCCUGAAGAUCUGAACGCUGCGCUGUGCAGCCGCUCAGACAUCAAGGAGUUUGGUCGUCGUUGCCAGGAGCUUGGCAUACAGGUCGUGGGUGUGUGCUGUGGGAACGAGUGCCAUUACACCCGUACGUUGUGCGAGACACUGGGACGCACAGUACCAGCUUCGCGCUACUCCGCCGAUAUGUCCAAGCAUUACAUUUUUGGGACCAGCGAGAAGUUAUCUACACGCUACACAAGCGGAGAAGGCAAACAGCACACGGCCUAAGAUGAUUCAAUAUAAAAAAGACUUAUGACAGUGAUUGAUAUUCAAGGCAUGCAACUGGGAAGUAACGCAGAAGUGGAAAUUCAAAGCUUAAAGUUUUAAUGCCUUAAGUGUGAAGUGAAACACAAUAAUUCAGCUGAUCCGCUAGGAAUACUUUGCAUGCCUGUGAUAAUUGGCUUUCGAAACCAUCAGCUUUUUGAGGAAAAAGAGUCUACCAAUAUUCAAAUUUCGCUUAAUAUCAAUAACUUCGGCCCUGAUUGUGCUCAGGACUUACGUCAUUUUCGUGUCAAAAAUAUUCCAAACUAAUUGUUAUUGCCUAAUUUAUCAUUGAAAGUUGGUGCAUUUUCUUUUCCGAACGAAAUUUAAAGGAAUUUAAUAUACCAGUCUUUAAUAAAUUUGCUUGUUGUUUUUGCAGACCUUUAUACAGUUGAAAAAAGGCUUUUAAAUAGCACGCUCCAGUUCAGAAAUUGCGCAAACUUACUCAGAUCGAGCGUCCCGCUCUUAAUUCAAAACUUGAAAGUAAUUAGUCGAGUACUUGUCGUGGCCCGACUUUUAUUUUUGCGGUGUUUCAUUGGAAAGCACAUAACAAAUGCAUUGCUAGAAAAUUAUCAAUUCAAUUUGAAAAUCUAUUUUCAAGGUGCCACACUCAAAAGGCACGUAAACACCGAUUUUAAUGUAAGUAACAGCAAUAAGUCCGAACUACCAAUUCUGGUGGUGUUGAUAUUCUGGGAACUUAUAUCGGGGUCAAUUUUAUGCUCUUUUUUUUAAUAUCCAACGAAGCAGAACACAUCAACAUAUGGUAAAGCAUAAUUUGCAUUUCCGUGUUUAAAUUUCGCCGAUUAUACUGCUGGGUAAAUAUGAAUUAGUCAUAUUGUUACAAAAACCGAAUCAAAAAUAUCCAUAAUGUUUUGGAUUGCCACCAAAAACCUUGGGCCGUAUGAAUAAAAACUAGCAUUUGCGUUUACUACCAUGCACUUUUAAAGCUUUUACUUGCAUCUGUAUGAAUAAAAUACAGCAAUUGAUUUUACUAAAAA